Benincasa hispida (wax gourd) is the source of this 3090-nucleotide messenger RNA. RefSeq names its product protein LATE ELONGATED HYPOCOTYL. The record is from RefSeq and is a predicted model, not a curated record. Gene Ontology annotation, molecular function: DNA binding. Lineage: Eukaryota; Viridiplantae; Streptophyta; Magnoliopsida; Cucurbitales; Cucurbitaceae.
AUUGCUCCGACGCCCAGAACUGUAACUUCCGGUGCGUUAGGUCUCAUACAGAAGAAAAAGGAAAGAAACAAAUUAGAAAAAAGAAAAGAAAAGAAAAGAAAAGAAACGAAAGAAAGAACAGAGAAGAAAAUACUCUGUGCUACUACUACUCUUCAAAAAUUUGAUUUUUCAUCUUCAGAUUCUUCUUUCUUUUUCGUUCAAUUCACGUUCUUAAUUGCCGGAAACCAUGAGUUUUCUGUUGAGUUUCUAGUGAUUUCACUCUCAUGCAUGAUCGGAGUAGCUACUGUUCCUUUCCGAAUUACCUCCAAUCAUGACUGUCUUCGAAGGUUUUGGCGUCUUCCAGUUCGUUUUGUAGCAUCUAGGAGCCAGGUAACAAAAGCAACAACGGCUUCACCAUUUAGAAAUUUUUAUAUCCCUAACAAUGAAAGGAGGUUUUCGUUUUACCCGUUGCUCGUUAGAGAGGAUUUGAAGCAGCGGUAGCUGCUCAGGUCCGUUGAUGGAUCCCAACUCCUCAGGAGAAGACUUGGUUUUUAAGACCAGGAAGCCAUAUACUAUUACAAAGCAACGAGAGCGCUGGACGGAGGAGGAGCACAAUAGAUUUCUAGAGGCGCUGAAGCUCUAUGGGCGAGCAUGGCAGAGAAUUGAAGAACAUAUUGGAACCAAAACUGCAGUCCAGAUACGAAGUCAUGCGCAAAAGUUCUUUUCAAAGUUGGAAAAAGAAGCACUUGUUAAAGGGAUUCCUGUAGGACAAACUCUCGAUAUAGAUAUUCCACCACCUCGGCCCAAGAGAAAACCAAGCAAUCCUUAUCCAAGGAAAACUCCUAUAUCAAAGUUGGGUGCAAAUGACGGGAAGCUCUUGACUUUGGUGUCUUCUUCACAGAGCAAACAAAUCUUGGAUUUGGAGAAGGAGCCACUGAACGAGGCCACUAGUGGAGAAGAACAGGCAACUAAUGAAAAGGAUACUCAUGACGAUAAUUACUCAGAAGUACUUACCCUAUCACGAGAGGGCAACUUCUUUUCGUGGAAAAACACAGAUUGUGUACCUGCGCAAGUUAAACUAAAUGACUCGUGUGCUUUCAGGGAGUUUGUGCCUUCAUUCAAAGAGCCACUCCAUGAUAAAGGCACGGGCAAAGCUUUAGAAUUGGAGAUUUCAAGCACUUCACAAGAAAAAUCUGUGCCUGCUGAAAAGAAAGAAGCUUUAAGCUGCGUACUGUCCGGAGAUGAAAUGCAAGCUGCUCAUAAUUAUCCAAGGCAUGUGCCUGUGCAUGUGGUAGAUGGAAGCUUAGGAGCAAAUGUUCAAGGGUCAGUAACCGAUGCUCCACUGCUGGAAUCGACUUUUCAUCCAGCAAUGGAGGUUCAAAGAGAGCAUAAUAUACUUGGGAAUCCAUCUGAUUCUGUUUCCUUUGAACAUCAAAAUAAUGCACCUAGGUGCAUUUAUCAAUCGUUUCCAACUAUUCAUCCUCCUCCAUUUACCUUACUUCGCCCUAACCAAGAAAAUUACAAGUCACUUCUCCACAUGUCCUCCUCAUUUUCAAGUCUGGUUGUGUCUACCCUUCAACAAAACCCAGCAGCCCAUGCAAUAGCAAGCUUGACAGCAUCAUGUUGGCCCUAUGUGAAUCCUGAAACUUCUGUAGAUUCUCCCGCGUGUGAUAAGGAAGGUUUUAGAACCAAGCAAAUGAAUCCCACCCCUAGUAUGGAAGCCAUUGCUGCAGCAACUGUAGCAGCUGCAACUGCAUGGUGGGCGGCCCAUGGACUGCUACCUUUAUGUGCUCCUUUUCAUUCUACCUUUACUAAUGCCGCUAUAUCAGCUCCUGUGGUACAAUCAUCAGAUACCUGUCGAAAUCCUGAGUCCAAGGACAAAGCAGAAAGUUCCCAACAAAAUGCUGCUUUGCAAAAUCAACAGCUGGAUGCAGAACAAUCAGAAGCUUUAACUGCUCAACAUUCAGGUUCCAAGUUACCUACUCAUUCAUCAUCUGAUUCUGAGGGUAGUGGAGGUGCAAAUGCAAAUGAUACAGUGAAACCUGCCCAUGACGAGAAGACCCCUGCUGAGGUUGAGUUUCAUGAUUCAAACAAAGGGAAGAGGGGAAAACAAGUAGAUCGUUCUUCAUGUGGUUCAAAUACACCAUCUGGAAGUGAUCAAGAGAUAGAUGCAACAGAAAAUAACGAUAAAGAAGAAAAAGAGGAGGAAAAAGAUCUUGAGAUGAAUCGUCCAGCCGUCGAGUCUAGUAAUCGUCGCAGUAGAAGUAUCAGUAACACAAGUGAAUCUUGGAAGGAGGUUUCUGAUGAGGUAAAAAGGGGGCGACUGGCUUUUCAAGCACUCUUCACUCGUGAUGUAUUGCCUCAAAGCUUUUCACCUCCCUAUGAUGUAGAAAAUGAGAAUAAGGCAAAUGAGAACGUCGAGAAAGAUAGUCAUAUUGUAGGUAAAGAUAGUGGUGGCUCAGUUUUGGACCUUAACAGCAAGACUUGUGGAUCUUCUAGUCAUCAAGGUACGGAGAGAGAUACAUCAGCAAUAGGUGUCAGCAAUGGAGAGGGAGAAUUUCUCACAAUUGGACUAGGAAAUGGUACCCCGAAGGGUUGUCGAACUGGAUUCAAACCUUAUAAAAGAUGUUCAGUGGAAGCAAAGGAAAAAAGAAUGACAACAUCCAGCAACCACUGUGAGGAGGGAGGUCAAAAAAGACUACGCCUGGAGCAGAAUGCUACAAUUUGACAGUUGAUUCACAUGCAAACGAGCAAAGGAAACCUUUGUCUGCUGCAUGUAUAUCUAACCUUCCUCAUCGAUCUAUCUUUCCUACUUUAAUUCUUCACGUGUGUACUAUAAAAUGCCUACAUUAUGUGAUUGGUACAUUCGAACUUAUACAACUGAACUGAAGAUUACCCUAAAUUAGCCUUUUUGUAAGAAUUGUUCAGUACCCAGUUGCCAUUAUCUUGCUACCCCUUCUAUAGGCUUUAGUCUCUUUAUGAAGACGGUACAAACUUAGCAUGUUGUCUAAUGCAUGUUCCAGUAUCUAGGAACCUAAAGUCAAAUCUGUUAAUCGUGUAGAAACUAUUAAAGCAAUGAAAACAUUCCUUCGGUGUGGCUGCUGAUGAUAA